AUGGAGCUGACCAUCUUCCUCCAUAACAACAAAGACAUGUUCGCGUGGUCACCAUCUGACAUGCCUGGCAUUGACCCAAACAUCAUCUGCCAUCGGCUCCAUGUCAACCCUGCUAGCAAGCCUGUGGUGCAGAAGAGACGCAACUUUGCUCCCGAGCGGGUCGCGAUCAUUGAAGCCGAGAUCGACAAGCUCCUAGCUGCCGGUUUCAUUGAAGAGGUCUCUUACUCGGAAUGGCUGACUAACGUUGUUUUGGUGGCGAAACAAGAAAAGGGAAAAUGGAGAGUAUGCGUUGAUUACACCGACCUCAACAAAGCAUGCCCUAAAGACAACUUCCCAUUGCCGAGAAUCGACCAGCUCGUGGAUUCAACUUCCGGCAACCAGCUGCUCAGCUUCAUGGAUGCUUACUCCGGCUAUAAUCAAAUUAUGAUGUACGAUGAUGACAAGGCGAAGACCUCUUUCAUCAUCGAAAGAGGGGCCUACUGCUACAAGGUCAUGCCCUUUGGGCUAAAGAACGCCGGAGCAACCUACCAAAGGCUCGUGAAUAAAAUUUUCAAGGAGCAGAUCGGCAGAACCAUGGAGGUGUACGUGGACGAUAUGCUGGUUAAAGCCCCCAAGCGGGCAGACCACCUCAAAAACCUCACCGAGGCGUUCAGCCUACUCCGCCAAUAUCGCAUGAAGCUGAAUCCAAGUAAAUGCACGUUCGGUGUAUCGUCUGGCCGGUUCCUAGGGUACUUAGUGACGCAACGAGGUAUCGAGGCACACCCGCGCCAAAUCAAAGCCAUUCUCGAGAUGAAGUCGCCUUCCACAGUGAAGGAGAUACAAAGCCUGACGGGCAGAGCAGCGGCCCUUAACAGAUUCCUCUCAAAGUCUACCGACAAGUGCAGACCAUUCUUCAAAGCUUUGAAGAAAGGACAAAAAGACAAAUGGGACGAAGAGUGCGAAGUAGCUUUCCAGAAUCUAAAGACCUACCUUACUUCACCUCCCUUGCUCUCAAAGCCAGUUCCUGGUGAAGACUUGUUCGUGUACCUGGCAGUGUCCAACUCGGCCGUCAGCUCAGCUCUCAUCCGAGAAGAACUUUGGGCCCAACAUCCGAUAUUCUACACGUCAAAAGCUCUCCUCGAUGCAGAGACUCGCUACCCGAAAUUGGAGAAGCUCAUUUUGGCCCUUGUGGUUUCUGCGAGAAAGUUGCAACCUUAUUACCAAGCUCACCGAGUCAUCGUCAUGACUGACUUUCCUUUGAGAUCAAUCCUCCACAGCCCUGAUGCUUCUCAGCGACUCAUGAAGUGGGCUAUAGAGCUAAGCAAAUACGACCUCCUCUACCGGCCGAAGACUGCAAUAAAAGCUCAAGCCUUAGCAGACUUUGUUGCAGAAUUCACACCAUCAGCCGAAGCAGAGAAGCUGGUCAGCAAAAAGAAGGAAAGUUCAAGAGCAGACAAGACCUCUACUGAACCUGAUCAACCUAGAGACCUGUGGCAGUUGCGCGUAAACGGAGCUUCGAACCUGAAAGGAGCUGGAGCAGGCAUCGUCGUCAUCUCCCCAGAUGGAACCUUGUUAAAGCAAGCUAUCACACCCGGCUUCCCGGCUUCAAACAACGAGGCAGAGUACGAGGCAUUGCUCGCUGGCUUGCGCUUGGCAAAGGAGCUAUCAAUCAAAAAGCUGGCUAUCUACUCAGAUUCCCAACUGAUCACAAGUCAAGCCUCAGGAGAAUACAUGGCGAAGCACCCAAGGAUGAUCUUGUACCUUGACAAAGUUCAAGAGUUGUUGAAGGCGUUUCCCACCUUCACCAUCCAGCAAGUUCCCAGAGUAGAGAACGCGCACGCAGAUGCACUGGCAAGCUUAGGAUCGGCGUUGGAUACCCAGUUCAGACGCUCCAUCCCGGUCGAGCACCUUGACCAGCCUAGCAUAGAGGAGGCAGAGCAGCCGGACCUGAUGCAGAUCGAUGAGGAUCCUAGCUGGCAAGACCCAAUUAUUGACUACCUAGUGAAUGAAAACCUACCCAAAGACAAGUCCGAGGCCAGAAAAAUCAAGCAGAAGGCUGCAAGAUACUACAUGAAAGGCGACAUACUUAUCCGCAGAUCAUACUACGGGCCUCAUCUCACUUGCAUCAAGUACCCACAAACGCUCGAGGUUCUCUGCAAGAUACACGACGACGAAUGUGGAAAUCACGCUGGGGGCAGAUCAUUUGCUCAGAAGGCUCUCAGCAUAGGCUAUUUCUGGCCUAUCAUGCGCCAAGACUCCACGGAGUAUGCUCGAAGAUGUGAUCGAUGCCAACGCUACAAGCCGGUCCCUGGCCUGCUGACUAAGGAAUACCAUCUGCAGAACAGUCCAUGGCCAUUCAUACAGUGGGCCAUUAACUUGGUGGGACCUAUGCCGACGGCACCUGCCAACAAAGGGAUGAUGAUCGUUGCCACUGAUUACUUCACCAAAUGGAUCGAGGCCGAGGCUUUAUCUUCUACCAAGGAGGCCGAUGUUGAACGGUUCAUCUGGAAGAACAUUAUUUGCAGAUUCGGUUGCCCGCAAUCGAUAGUCAUCGACAAUGGUACACAGUUCGUGGGCAGGCAAAUCACCGCAUUCUUUGUGAAGUAUGGCAUCAAACAACACCUAUCAACACCCCGAUACCCGCAAGGCAAUGGCCAAGCAGAGGCAUCCAACAAGAUAGUGCUGGACUGCCUAAAGAAAAGACUGGAAGGUGCAGAAGGAAAAUGGGUCGACGAGCUGCCAGGAGUCCUAUGGGCUUAUUGCACGACCAAAAGGAGAUCGACUGGAGAGACACCAUUUUCCCUGGCUUAUGGGACAGAAGCAAUCAUUCCCCCACACAUCAUAGUCCCUUCCAUGAGCAUUGAGGUGGAUAGUCUUGACCAAAAUUGCAAGCAGAUGAAAGUCAACCUUGAUCUGCUCGAAGAAGAACGAGAAAAGGCCAUUGUUCGAGUUGCCGCCUACCAGCAGCAGUUGACAUCCUACUACAAUAGGAGGGCCAAGAUCAGACAGUUUCAGCCUGGGGACCUUGUGCUUAGAAAAAUUUUCAUCACAGCACCAAGGCAAGGGUCAAAGAAGAUGAAACCAAACUGGGAAGGCCCCUACGUGAUCAGCCGAUCUGGGGGCAGAGGAAGUUACACCUUUGAUACUCUAGAAGGAAAAGAAAUUCCGAGACAAUGGAAUGCCCACCACCUUCGAAGAUACUAUCCAUGA
This is a messenger RNA of Prunus armeniaca (apricot), 3189 nucleotides long. The record is from the annotation of a GenBank genome assembly. NCBI's taxonomy places the organism in Eukaryota, Viridiplantae, Streptophyta, Magnoliopsida, Rosales, Rosaceae.